Fimicolochytrium jonesii is the source of this 1411-nucleotide messenger RNA. RefSeq lists its product as uncharacterized. The coding region runs from base 39 to 1373 and encodes 444 amino acids. Gene Ontology annotation, cellular component: protein phosphatase type 2A complex; cytoplasm; nucleus. The transcript is spliced from 6 exons. The record is from RefSeq and is a predicted model, not a curated record. NCBI's taxonomy places the organism in Eukaryota, Fungi, Chytridiomycota, Chytridiomycetes, Spizellomycetales, Powellomycetaceae. Gene Ontology annotation, molecular function: protein tyrosine phosphatase activator activity; peptidyl-prolyl cis-trans isomerase activity. Gene Ontology annotation, biological process: mitotic spindle organization.
GCGAACUAUGACGCAAUCUCGCAACUGGAGAACACGGAAUGCUUGACUCUGCCGAUGUGCACAUUCAUUCGACUUUGAAAAGCCAAAGUCUCGCUAGCUCAGACUUGAACUCAUCCUGUGAUCUCAAACGGAGAAUAGAAGUGAAAAUGGCAGCCACUGUCGAACACACCCCUGCAACAGGAACCAUGGUUGCUCCCGCAGAGGAUGGGCAGCAUCAGCCAAGUGCCGCCAAUGCGCAGGCGCCGGCAGAAUUCCAAGUCCCCACGCGGUCCAUUCUCACUUCAGAGGACCUCGAAAAAUUCCAAACCAGCGAUACCCAUAAAGAAAUCCUCGGAUUUAUUGAGAGUCUGAGCGCCUCUGUACGAGGCAACACGCUGAGGACUGAGGUGCCAAAGAGCGAGACCGUGAAGAAGCUUAUAUCGAUACUGGAUCGCCUGGAUGAGUGGGUGAAAGAGAUCCCGCCUGCGGAGAAUGCAAAGUCCCGUUUCGGAAAUCCUGCUUUCAAGACGUGGUAUGACCGUCUGUCAACGCACGCGGAGUCACUGCUUGAAGAGAUUGUGCCAGCACCAGCAGCGCCAGAACUGGCAACGUACCUCCUCAACAGUUUCGGAAACCGGAAGCGCAUCGAUUAUGGGACAGGACACGAGGCUCAUUUCAUCGCCUUAUUAUUAUGUUUGAAGAAGCUGGGCUUCGUCACCGAGCAAGAUUAUCCUGCAUUAGUACUGUCGGUGUUUUGGAGGUACAUUGGCGUCAUGCGGAGUCUACAGUUCGCCUACUGGCUGGAACCAGCAGGAUCACAUGGUGUUUGGGGUCUUGAUGACUACCAUUUUUUGCCCUUUUUGUUUGGCGCUUCUCAACUCUCAGACCACAAGCAUAUCCGCCCGAAAGCCAUCCACGACCCUGACAUCGUCGAAGAAUUCUCCAAAGACUACAUGUACCUGGCCUGCAUUAAAUUCAUCAACUCAGUAAAGACAGCCUCACUGCGUUGGCACUCCCCCAUGCUGGACGACAUCAGCGGGGUCAAGCAAUGGUCCAAAAUCGCGUCGGGAAUGAUGAAAAUGUACGAUGCGGAGGUACUGCACAAGUUGCCCAUCAUGCAGCAUUUCCUGUUCGGAUCCCUGGUGGCUUUCGAGGGAAGCGCGCAACUGCAUUCACAUGAGGGCCAUGAGGAUGGGCACGGACACUCCGUGGGUGGGAAGAGCAUGAUGGAUGAUGAUGACCCGUGUGGGGACGGCCAUAUCCAUGCGUUUGGCCAGGAAUUUCCGCAAUGUUGUGGGAUUAGGAUCCCGAGUGCUAUUGCGGCUAGGGCGGCGGGUGGAGCGGAGGAUGGUCCUUCACAGCCAGCUAGACCACGGCCGUUACCCUUCGAUUAGAGCAUCCAGGCCAGGAGCUCAGAUCGCGACAUGCGCUC